AUGCCAUCAGCAACAAAGGCAGAGUAUGUGGAGGGUGGAGGUGUGGUGGGUGAGGGGGAGUCUGGUGGCAUUGUGAGCCAGUUGGAGGCCUCUGGGCUGGGUAGAGAGCGACAUGCCCACUCCUGUCUGAAGGCCCCCAGGGAGCUUCUGAGGAGCUUCCCUCACUCCAAACGGGUGGGCUCCUAUCUGGUGGGGAAGAUGAUCAACAAGGGCUCCUUCGCUAAGGUCAUGGAGGGGCUCCACAUCAGCACAGGAGAGAAGGUGGCCAUCAAGGUGAUUGAUAAGAAGAAGGCGAGGCAGGACUCAUACGUUCUAAAGAAUAUGAAGAGAGAACCUCGUAUUCACCAGAUGGUCAGACAUCCUCAUAUAGUAGUUCUACUGGAGACCCUGGAGACAGAGAACAGUUACUACAUGGCAAUGGAGCUGUGUGUUGGAGGAGAUCUGAUGGACCGAAUCUGUGAGAAGAAACGUCUGGAGGAGAGAGAAGUCAGGAGAUACACACGACAGAUCCUCUCAGCUGUGGAGCACCUACACACACACGGCAUCAUACACAGGGAUCUGAAGAUUGAGAACUUCCUCCUGGAUGAACACAACAACAUCAAGAUUGUUGACUUCGGUCUCAGCAACACUCUGAAGGUAGAGAGAGAGUCUGCUGAGCUGCUGAACACCCAGUGUGGAAGCCCAGCCUAUGCCGCGCCCGAGCUGCUCGCCCACAGCAAGUAUGGACCCAAGGUCGACGUCUGGUCCGUGGGGGUCAGUAUGUUUGCCAUGCUGACUGGGACGUUGCCUUUCACUGUUGAGCCGUUCAACAUCAAACAGCUGCAUCAGAAGAUGGUCAAUGGAGAGAUAGGAACCAUACCCAAUGAUAUCAGCAAAGGUGCAGUAGGUUUCGUCUUGUCCCUGUUGGAACCAGAACCUUCUAAACGGCCGACAAUCAGAUCAGCUAUGGAGGAGAAAUGGAUCAAUGAGGGCUACACCAGAAAACCUUUACACACACUCACACACAGGAACAGGCUGCGUCCUGAGGAUCUGAACCAAUCUGUGCUGUCCUACAUGACAGAGUCUCUGGGUUACAGUCUGAGUGAUGUCACCACCAUGCUGACCAAUAACAGGCCUUCUGCCAUCCUGGCCUCCUAUCAGCUGCUGCUCAGAAAACUGACCCGGGGAGAGAAAGGGGCCAGGGGCAUCAAGAAGCUGGACACCAGUGAAUGGAACCUGCCCAGGAAAACCACCUGGAGAGAGAAGAGCAGCCCUGUAGCCAGGACACAGCAACACACUGAGCCAGCCAAUGAGAAGGUCUCUAAGCAGUCCAGCCGGCCCCCGAGGAGCCAACCACAGUCCACAGAGGAGGAAUUUCUCAGCAACAAGAAGAGACAGGAAGACCCUCCCACAGAGACCCGCCACUCCUCCACCUCUCUCCUCCCUUGCCUCCCUUCCCCUUGCCCCACGCCUCUCGUUGAUGAAGAGGUCGCCAUCACACUGUUUCCUGAAGUCUCUGUGUUCGGGGACAGAGAGCUGGUCCAUCUCGCACCUCCUAAAAGCUCUGCCUCCAAGCUGUGUAACUCCGCCCCCCUGCCACGCCUGUUGGAACCAACCAGAGAAGUCCAGGUCCGUCCAGUCCGUCCACCACAUGAGGUCAGAACCACACACUCCGAUGGGGCGGAACUCGACAACAGCCACCUCCACGACGACGAUGACAGUUGUCACGAUGACCACGUUCACCCUCAUCGCCUUGGCAACAAUGACCGGUUAAAGAAGCUGCAGAUGUUCUACUCCUCGGAGACGAAGGGUGGAGUUUCUCCCAGAAUGAUCCUGGAGACCACGGAGGCUCGCCCCUCGGACAGAGAACACUUGGCAGGCGCCAUGGAAAUGGCACAAACUGCCCCGCCCCCUCUCCCCCAGCUACGGAAUGCUGGGCUGAAGGAGGGAGGCGGGGGAGGAAGGGGGGGGAAGGUCACAUGGGUGGGCCACAUGGUACGGCCGCAGGGCACCACAGGGCUGCUGGUCAACGGGACCAAACCCCCGGCCUUCCCCUCCCAUAGACAGCACGCUCUGGUCAUCAAGAGCCUUCGCCAGGAGAGGGCGAGGAGAGGAGGAGGCGGAAGAGGAGGAGGAGGGAUGAGAGGAGGAGUGCAGCGUAACUCUGUUCAGCUGCGUCAGUCCUUACAGCGUCGAGUAGCUGACCUGAACCUCCCUCUGCUCCCAGCAGCCCCGCAGAGACCAUAUUGACCUAUUGACCUAAGACACUAACCCUACUGAAAUACAGAGACCCUACUGACCUACUGAGACCCUACUGACCUACUGACCUACAGGUACCCAACUGACCUACAGAGACCCUACUGACCCUGACCUAAAGAGACCCUACUGACCCUGACCUACAGAGACUCUACUGACCUACAGAGACCCUACUGACCUACAGAGACCCCACCGAUCCUGACCUACAAAGACCCUACUGAGCCUGACCUACAGAGACCCUACUGACCUACUGGCCUACUGACCUACUGACCUACAGAGACCCUACUGACCUACAGACCUACUGACCUACAGAGACCCUACUGACCUACUGAGACCCCACUGACCUACAGAGACCCUAAUGACCUACAGAGACCUUACUGACCUACUGACCUACAGAGACCCUACUGACCUACUGAGACCCUACUGACCUACUGAAACCCUAUUGACCUACUGAGACCCUACUGACCUACUGACCUACUGAGACCCUACUGACCUACUGAGACCCUACCGAUCUACAGAGACCCUACUGACCUACUGACCUACAGAGACCCUACUGAGCUACUGACCUACUGACCUGCAGAGACCCUACAGACCUACUGACCUACAGAGACCCUACUGACCUACAGAGACCCUACUGACCUACAGAGACCCUACUGACCUACAGAGACCCUUCUGACCUACUGACCUACAGAGACCCUACUGACCUACAGAGACCCUACUGACCUACUGACCUACAGAGACCCUACUGACCUACAGAGACCCUACUGACCUACUGACCUACAGAUACCCUACUGACCUACUGACCUACAGAGACCCUACUGAUCUACUGACCUAGAGAGACCCUACUGACCUACAGAGACCCUACUGACCUACUGAGACCCUACUGACCUACUGACCUACUGAGACACUACUGACCUACUGACCUACAGAAACUCUACUGACCUACAGAGACCCUACUUACCUACUGACCUAGAGAGACCCUACUGAUCUAGAGAGACCCUACUGACCUACAGAGACCCUACUGACCUACUGACCUACUGACCUAGAGACCCUACUGAUCUAGAGAGACCCUACUGACCUACAGAGACCCUACUGACCUACUGACCUACUGACCUAUAGAGACCCUGUUGACUCUGUUGACUAGUGUGUUAAUCACUCUACAGAGUCCAGAUGGUGUCAGUGUCUGCACAGAGACCCUACUGACCUACAGAGACCCUACUGACCUACAGAGACCCUACUGACCUACAGAGACCCUACUGACCUACUGACCUACUGACCUAGAGAACCUACUGACCUACUGACCUACAGAGACCCUACCGACCUACAGAGUGUCAAUGUCUGCACAGCCACGUUGUAGAAUAUUGAAUCUCAUACUUCUUCAAUUCUCAGUCAAGGAUUUCCACUAUUUGACAUCACAUUCACAUUAACAGAAGUAUGUGGCGCCACAGACAUAUUUCUCAAUGGGCCGCAAGACUAUUGCUGCUCUGUGACUGUGAACGACAGAGACCCGACUGAUCCUGGUGACUAGGUCAGGAAGAGAACCAUAUGUCAACCAGCUACUGGUCUAUAGUGCCAAAGGAUUACGGUUAAGCAUGAACAAGGAGCUAGAGUAAUGUCAUCAGGUGGAACCAGGUAAAACCAGGUAGAACAUUCCACAGCAUUAUCACAGUACUGAAUGGGUUAACUCUCUCAUUAUCAGUCUCUACAGUACUGAAUGGGUUAACUCUCUCAUGAUCAGUCUCUACAGGGUUAACUCUCUCAUCAUCAGUCUCUACAGUACUGUAUGGGUUAACUCUCUCAUUAUCAGUCUCUACAGUACUGUAUGGGUUAACUCUCUCAUUAUCAGUCUCUACAGUACUGUAUGGGUUAACUCGCUCAUUAUCAGUCUCUACAGGGUUAACUCUCUCAUCAUCAGUCUCUACAGUACUGUAUGGGUUAACUCUCUCAUUAUCAGUCUCUACAGUACUGUAUGCGUUAACUCUCUCAUUAUCAGUCUCUACAGUACUGUAUGGGUUAACUCUCUUAUUAUCAGUCUCUACAGGGUUAACUCUCUUAUUAUCAGUCUCUACAGGGUUAACUCUCUUAUUAUCAGUCUCUACAGGGUUAACUCUCUUAUUAUCAGUCUCUACAGGGUUAACUCUCUUAUUAUCAGUCUCUACAGGGUUAACUCUCUUAUUAUCAGUCUCUACAGGGUUAACACCCUCAUUAUCAGUCUCUACAGGGUUAACUCUCGCAUUAUCAGUCUCUACAGGGUUAACUUUCUUAUUAUCAGUCUCUUCAGGGUUAACUCUCUUAUUAUCAGUCUCUACAGGGUUAACUCUCUUAUUAUCAGUCUCUACAGGGUUAACUCUCUUAUUAUCAGUCUCUACAGGGUUAACUCUCUUAUUAUCAGUCUCUACAGGGUUAACUCUCUUAUUAUCAGUCUCUACAGGGUUAACUCUCUUAUUAUCAGUCUCUACCGGGUUAACUCUCUCAUUAUCAGUCUCUACAGGGUUAACUCUCUUAUUAUCAGUCUCUACAGGGUCAACUCUCUUAUUAUCAGGCUCUACAGGGUUAACUCUCUUAUUAUCAGUCUCUACAGAGUUAACUCUCUCAUUAUCAGUCUCUACAGGGUUAACUCUCUUAUUAUCAGUCUCUACAGGGUUAACUCUCUUAUUAUCAGUCUCUACAGGGUUAACUCUCUUAUUAUCAGUCUCUACAGGGUUAGCUCUCUCAUUAUCAGUCUCUACAGGUUUAACUCUCUUAUUAUCAGUCUCUACAGGGUUAACUCCCUCAUUAUCAGUCUCUACAGGUUUAACUAUCUUAUUAUCAGUCUCUACAGGGUUAACUCUCUUAUUAUCAGUCUCUACAGGGUUAACUCUCUUAUUAUCAGUCUCUACAGGGUUAACUCUCUUAUUAUCAGUCUCUACAGGGUUAACUCUCUCAUUAUCAGUCUCUACAGGGUUAACUCUCUUAUUAUCAGUCUCUACAGGGUUAACUCUCUCAUUAUCAGUCUCUACAGGGUUAACUCUCUUAUUAUCAGUCUCUACAGGUUUAACUCUCUCAUUAUCAGUCUCUUUAUUGUCAUGUGUUUUUAAUAUAUUCGCUGAACUGUAUUCCUAUUUUCUACUCCCAUAAAAAUCAUGUGAUCUGACUAUUCCAUACCUC
Messenger RNA from Oncorhynchus kisutch (coho salmon), 5382 nucleotides. RefSeq names its product hormonally up-regulated neu tumor-associated kinase homolog A. Gene Ontology annotation, biological process: protein phosphorylation; intracellular signal transduction. Gene Ontology annotation, cellular component: cytoplasm. The record is from RefSeq and is a predicted model, not a curated record. Gene Ontology annotation, molecular function: protein serine/threonine kinase activity; ATP binding. The transcript has 12 exons. Bases 1 to 2229 code for a protein of 742 amino acids. NCBI's taxonomy places the organism in Eukaryota, Metazoa, Chordata, Actinopteri, Salmoniformes, Salmonidae.